AGAGAAGCAAUAACGAGAAAACGAGAAACCAAGAAAACCAGAAACCAUAUGCUAAUGCAAGAGAAAAAGAAGAAAGUAGAAGUAAUCAGGAGAGCAAGAGAUGCGAAGGCAGGGCGGUAAACACAUAAGGUAUAGACAUUGUGAGCAUGAUGCAGGGGCUCCAUAACCAGCAGCAACAACUAGCGGCGCUCCUCUCCGUCGCGCUCCCAAAGGACGAUUCCACUUCCUCUGCCUCCGCCUCCGUCGCCACCACCACCGCCUCGGACAGCGGCAGCGAAUCGGCUCGGCUCGCCGCCAUCAACUCUCUCCACCGCGCAAUCGUCUACCCGCCCAACUCGCUCCUCGUCGCCCACUCCGCCACUUUCCUCGCCCAGGGCUUCUCUCAGCUCCUCUCUGACAAAUCAUAUUCAGUGCGACAGUCAGCAGCUACAGCAUACGGAGCUCUUUGCGCCGUGGUGUGUUCAAUUCCUAUUACUUCAAAUGGAAGACAGAAUCAUGUUAUACUUGGAAGUAUGGUUGACCGGUUCAUUGGUUGGGCAUUGCCAUUGCUUAGCAAUGUUAGCGCCGGUGAUGGGACCACAGAAUUGGCGCUGGAAGGCCUACGGGAGUUUCUUAAUGUUGGAGAUGUUAGUGGAAUCGAGAGAUAUGCUUUGCCGAUUCUCAAAGCAUGCCAAGUACUUCUUGAGGAUGAGAGAACCUCCUUGAGUUUAUUACACCGGCUUCUGGGUGUAUUAACUUUGAUUUCUUUGAAGUUCAGUAGAUGCUUUCAACCUCAUUUUCUAGACAUUGUCGAUCUGCUUCUUGGGUGGGCAUUGGUACCGGACCUUUCGGAAUCAGAUAGACGGGUUAUUAUGGAUAGUUUCUUGCAAUUUCAGAAACACUGGGUGGGUAAUUUACAAUUCGCUUUGGGGCUUUUGUCAAAGUUCUUGGGUGACAUGGAUGUAAUGCUUCAGGAUGGGAGUUCUGGAACUCCUCAACAAUUUCGAAGGUUGCUUGCGUUGCUUUCUUGUUUCUCAACAGUUUUGCAAUCCACUGCUUCUGGAUUGCUGGAAAUGAAUCUACUUCAACAAAUAAGUGAACCACUAAGCAGAAUGCUUCCAGGGUUAUUGGGAUGUUUAUCUAUGUUUGGAAACAAAUUUGGAUGGUCAGAAUGGAUUGGGGAUUCAUGGAAGUGCUUGACUCUCUUGGCAGAAAUAUUAUGUGAAGUAUUUUCCACCUUUUAUCCUCUUGCAGUUGAUAUCUUAUUUCAAAGCCUGGAAAUGAAUCAUGCUAACCAACCAGUGGGAGCAGGGAAGAUUACCUCCUUUCAAGUUCAUGGGGUCCUAAAAACUAAUCUUCAGUUAUUAUCUCUGCAAAAGUUUGGCCUCCUUCCAUCAUCUGUGCAAAAGAUACUGCAAUUUGACGGUCAGGUAUCUCAGCUGCGGUUGCAUCCAAAUCAUUUGGUUACUGGAAGUUCUGCUGCCACUUAUAUUUUCUUGCUUCAACAUGGGAAUAAUGAUGUUGUUCAACAAGCAGUGACCUCAUUGAUUGAAGAGCUGGAGUUUUUAAAGGGCAUGCUGGGAAAAACAUUGGGUCAUGGAAAUGGGUUCAAUAGUAGUUUAGAUGCUAAAUCCUAUUCAAAACAUGAGUUGUUUGCGUUGAUUAAAUUUGAUUUGAAAGUUCUGUUGACUUGUGUUUCCUUAGGUGGGCGUAGCAGUUUGGUUGGCCAGCCAGACAUUGCCUCCUUGUAUCUUAAGAGGUCAGAGCAGUUGGUGUCUUAUAUCACUGAGAAACUGAAUCCUUUUGACUUACCUGUUCAGGCCUUUGUGGAGUUGCAAGUCAACGUUAUCAAGACGUUGGAAAGGCUAACUGCAGUUGAAUUUUUAAGCAAGUGCUCCUUAAGAUUUCAAAGUAAUGGGAAACCUUCCUUGGAUGUUGCUGCUGAAAAAGUCCCUGAUGAUGAAAAUUUCAGGGAUGGAUUUUCAGCUGUUAUCACCGACCAUCCGGGGAAGUACAGUUUGCUCAUUGUCAAAGCUCUUCAUGUUUCUUCUCCUCUCGCAGUUAAAGAAGUAGCCCUAGAUUGGGUCCAAAGAUUAUGCGAGAGUAUUAUUGCUAUUUCUGAGGACUCAAACUCGAACACUUAUUUCUAUGAAGCAUUUGGAUAUGUUGGUAUCGUUGGGAAUAUUGUCUUCUCUAUUUUAGAUACUGCUUCUGACAGGGAACCAAAAGUGAGGUCACAUGUUGCAGUAGUUUUAGAGCUGCUUCUGCAAGCAAGACUUGUGGAUCCCAUGUACUUUUAUCCUAUUGCUGAAGUGGUUCUAGAAAAACUUGGUGAUCCAGAUAUUGAUGUAAAAUACACAUUUGUGAGGCUUCUUGCCCAUGUCCUUCCUACUACAAUGUAUGCUUGUGGUCUAUAUGACUACAGAGUAUCUACCACAUCUAAUGCUGGCAUUCUUAGGCUGGUCAAUAGUUCUAACUUGCACUGGAAGCAAGUGUUUGCCCUGAAGCAGCUGCGUCAGCAACUUCACUCACAACAACUUGUUUCCAUUUUGAGUUACAUUUCUCAAAGAUGGAAGGUGCCUCUUUCUUAUUGGAUCCAACGGCUCAUUCAUAGCUGUCGGAGGUCAAAGGACCUUCUUUUUGGUCAAACUGAGGAAUCAGGAAACUUUGUUGCUGCUGAUAUAUGGCUGGACAUAAAAGUGGAUGAAGAUAUUCUUGAAAGAAGUUGCUCAGUCAAUAAUAUGGCUGGUGCCUGGUGGGCUGUACAUGAAGCAGCUAGGUUUUGUAUUGCUAUGCGCCUUCGGACUAACCUUGGUGGGCCCACCCAGACUUUUGCAGCAUUAGAGCGAAUGCUUUUAGACAUUGCACACCUGCUACAGCUUGAUAGUGAGCAAACUGAUGGGAACUUAAGUAUGAUAGGGUCUUCUGGAGCUCAGUUGUUGCCAAUGAGGUUACUAUUGGAUUUUGUUGAGGCCUUAAAGAAAAAUGUAUAUAAUGCAUAUGAGGGGUCUGCUGUUUUACCAUCAGCUACUCGCCAGAGUUCCUUGUUCUUUCGGGCGAACAAAAAAGUGUGUGAGGAGUGGUUUUCUCGUAUAUGUGAACCAAUGAUGAAUGCUGGAUUGGCACUUCAAAGCAAUGAUGCCAUAAUUCAAUAUUGUUCUCUGCGUUUACAGGAACUCAAGAUUCUUGUGGCUUCAGCUUUGAAGGAGAAAUCUAGGGCCCAGUUGUCUGAGAACCUCCAUAAUAUCAGGGCUAGAUUUUCUGGAGACAUCUUGCGGGUAUUACGGCAUAUGGCAUUGGCUUUGUGUAAGAGUCAUGAACCGGAUGCUUUAAUUGGCCUACAAAAAUGGGUUUCAAUGUCAUUUUCUUCCUUGUUUACCGAGGAAAACCAGUCUCUCAGUCAAAGUGGGGACAUGGGACCUUUUCUGUGGAUCUCCGGGCUUGUAUAUCAGGCCGAAGGCCAGUAUGAAAAGGCUGCUGCUCACUUUAUUCACUUGCUUCAGACCGAGGAUUUGCUUAGUACAAUGGGUUCUGAUGGUGUACAGUUUGCUAUUGCCCGUAUCAUUGAGUGCUAUACUGCUGUAUGUGAUUGGAGGUCUCUAGAAUCCUGGCUACUAGAGUUACAAACACUUCGUGCUAAGCAUGCUGGGAAAAUUUAUUCCGGUGCUCUAACUACGGCGGGCAAUGAAAUCAAUGCAUUUCAUGCCUUGGCACGUUUUGAUGAGGGCGAUUUUCAGGCAGCAUGGGCAUGCCUUGAUUUGACACCCAAAAGUAGCAGUGAACUCACCCUUGAUCCCAAACUGGCCUUGCAAAGAAGUGAGCAGAUGCUUUUACAGGCAAUGCUUUUCCAAAAUGAGGGAAAGGUAGACAAGGUUCCGUGUGAGUUACAGAAGGCCAAGUCAAUGCUAGAGGAAACAUUGUCUGUUCUGCCUCUUGAUGGGUUAGCAGAGGCAGCAGCGCAUGCUACCCAAUUGCACUGCAUCUUUGUAUUUGAAGAAGGUUACAAGCUCAAAGACAGCCAAGACAAAUCCAAACAACUUCAAUCAAUAUUGAGUUCAUACCUUCAAUCGUUGCAGUCUCCAAUCAGUAGAGUUAAUCAAGAUUGUAACCCAUGGUUAAAAGUUCUCCGGGUUUAUCAAACCAUUUUCCCAACUUCUCUGGUUUCUCUUAAAAUCUCUUUGAAUUUGUUAAGUUUGGCACGUAAACAAGGAAACCUAAUGUUGGCUAACCGUCUAAACAGCUAUCUCAGAGAUCAUGUGUCCAGUUGCCCUGAGGAGAGGCAACGUUAUUUUCUCAGCUUGAAUUUGCAGUAUGAGGGCGUCCUGCUAAUGCAUGCUGAAAAUAAGUUUGAAGAUGCUUUUACUAAUCUUUGGUCAUUUGUGCGGCCUUGCAUGGUUUCUUCAGAAUCCAUAGUUUCUAAUGCUGACGAUAAUAUUCUGAAGGCCAGGGCCUGCUUGAAGCUCUCGGAUUGGCUGAGGCAGGAUUAUUCAGAUUUGAGCCUGGAUAUCAUUGUUCUCAAGAUGCGAGCGGAUUUCAACAUGGAUGAUAGCUCUAUUCUUGGCCAAGGUGGACCGUCCUUUAGCAGUGAGAAUCUAAGCUCUAGGCCUAGUGUGGGUCCUAUUAUUGAAGAAAUUGUGGGUACAGCUACGAAAUUGUCCACUCAUCUUUGCCCCACUAUGGGCAAGUCAUGGAUUUCGUAUGCCUCUUGGUGUUUUAAUCAAGCUAGAGACUCUCUCUUUAACCCACAUGAAUCAGUCCUGCACUCAUGCUCAUUUUCUCCUUUUCUUGUUACAGAAAUUCUACCUGAGAGAUUCAAGUUAAAUGAAGUUGAGAUUGUAAAGGUAAAAUCUUUGAUUUUGCAGCUUUUUCAAAACAAGGGUGAUCCUAGAGGUUUUAUAGAUGAAUGGAGAGGACAAAACUUUCCACUUGAAACUUCAGAACUUAAUUUGAGCAAUGACAACCCUGUAAGGGCUUUGGUGAAGCAAGUAGUAAAUACUAUUGAAGCUGCAGCUGGGGCGCCUGGUGCAGAAAACUCUAGUGGUGAAUGCCUUUCUUCUACAAUAGCUUCUCAGUUGAAGAUUUUCUUCUUACGUGCAAAUGUUGGCCUGGACGAAGCUGACAUAUUAUCUGUAGUAGAUGAUUUAGUUGAUGUUUGGUGGUCUUUGAGGAGGAGAAGAGUGUCCCUCUUUGGGCAUGCGAGUCAUGGUUUUGCACAGUAUCUGUCAUAUUCAUCUGCCAAGGUUUGCCAUAGUCAGUUGACUGGCUUUGAUUGCAAAUCUUUAAAACAAAAAACUGCCAGCUAUACCUUGAAGGCUACAUUGUAUGUCCUACAUAUUCUUCUAAAUUAUGGAGUGGAGUUAAAAGAUACUCUUGAACCUGCUCUUUUGGCAGUUCCUUUGUUGCCAUGGCAGGAAGUAACUCCCCAACUGUUUGCUCGAUUAAGUUCUCAUCCUGAGCCAGUGGUUCGGAAGCAGUUGGAGGGCUUAUUGAUGUUGCUGGCCAAGCAAUCUCCUUGGUCCGUAGUGUACCCAACACUAGUUGAUUUAAAUGCUUAUGAGGAGAAGCCUUCAGAGGAACUUCAGCACAUACUGGGUUGUUUGAGAGAGCUCUAUCCAAGGUUGAUUCAAGAUGUUCAGCUGAUGAUAAAUGAGCUCGGGAACAUGACCGUUCUUUGGGAGGAAUUAUGGCUCAGCACACUUCAGGAUCUUCACACAGAUGUAAUGAGGCGCAUUAAUUUAUUGAAAGAAGAAGCCGUCCGGAUUGCGGAGAAUGUCACUCUUAGCCAGAGUGAGAAGAACAAGAUAAAUGCUGCAAAAUACUCAGCCAUGAUGGCUCCCAUUGUUGUGGCCUUAGAACGGCGUCUAGCGACAACUUCUCGGAAACCUGAAACACCUCAUGAAGCAUGGUUCCAUGAGGAGUAUAGAGAACAAUUGAAAUCAGCCAUCUUAAAUUUUAAGACUCCUCCAGCAUCUGCUGCUGCACUUGGAGAUGUGUGGCAACCAUUUGAUAAUAUUGCGGCAUCCUUAGCAUCUUAUCAGAGGAAGUCAACAGUUUCUUUGAAGGAAGUUGCUCCUCAACUGGCCCUUUUAUCAUCUUCGGAUGUGCCAAUGCCUGGUCUUGAGAAGCAUGUAACAGUAUCUGAAUCUGACACAGGUCUCACAACUAAUCUCCAAGGAAUUGUCACAAUUGCUUCUUUCUCAGAGCAAGUGGCUAUCUUAUCAACCAAGACUAAACCUAAAAAACUUGUUAUCCUGGGUUCAGAUGGUCAGAAGUACACAUAUCUUUUGAAAGGGAGAGAAGAUCUGCGCCUUGAUGCAAGAAUCAUGCAGCUCUUGCAAGCUAUUAAGGGGUUUCUGCAUUCAUCUCCUGCAACUCGUAGUCAUUCUCUUGGCAUUCGAUAUUAUUCUGUGACUCCAAUCAGUGGUCGAGCUGGUCUGAUCCAGUGGGUGGACAAUGUAAUAAGUAUAUACAGUGUGUUUAAGUCUUGGCAAAACCGUGUCCAACUUGCACAGCUCUCUGGAAACACAAAAGAUUCGGUUCCUCCACCUGUUCCCCGACCAAGUGAUAUGUUCUAUGGUAAAAUUAUACCAGCACUCAAAGAGAAAGGCAUUAGGAGAGUAAUUUCACGAAGAGACUGGCCUCAUGAAGUCAAGCGUAAAGUUCUUCUGGAUCUUAUGAAGGAGGUUCCUAGACAGCUUCUUCACCAAGAACUAUGGUGUGCUAGUGAAGGAUUCAAAGCCUUCAGCUCAAAAUUGAGAAGGUAUUCAGGAAGUGUUGCAGCCAUGAGCAUGGUGGGCCACAUUCUGGGUUUGGGUGACAGGCAUUUGGAUAAUAUUCUUAUAGAUUUCUCUAAAGGAGAUAUUGUACACAUUGAUUAUAAUGUUUGUUUUGAUAAAGGCCAAAGACUAAAAGUUCCAGAGAUUGUUCCCUUCCGUCUUACCCAGACAAUUGAAGCAGCUUUAGGGCUGACUGGAAUAGAAGGCACCUUUAGAUCAAACUGUGAAGCGGUUGUUGCUGUUCUGAGAAAGAAUAAGGACAUACUCUUGAUGUUACUAGAAGUGUUUGUUUGGAAUCCACUGGUAGAAUGGACACGUGGAGAUUUUCAUGAUGAUGCAGCAAUUGGUGGUGAAGAAAGAAAGGGCAUGGAGUUGGCUGUUAGCUUGAGUUUAUUUGCAUCACGAGUGCAGGAAAUUCGUGUUCCCUUGCAGGAACAUCAUGAUCUUUUAUUGGCUACUCUACCAGCCAUUGAAUCUUCUCUUGAGAGAUUUGCCGAUGUUCUAAAUCAAUAUGAGCUUGCCUCUGCUCUUUUUUAUCGAGCUGAUCAAGAAAGGUCUAACCUUGUUCUGCAUGAGACAUCAGCGAAGUCAAUUGUUUCUGAAGCAACUUGUAAUUCGGAGAAAACUCGUGCAUCAUUCGAAAUUCAGGCUCAAGAAUUUGCUCAAGCAAAUGCUGUUGUUACUGAGAAAGCUCAAGAGGCAACGACUUGGAUGGAGCAGCAUGGAAGGAUCCUUGAUUCUUUACGAAGCAAUUUGAUUCCAGAAAUAAAUGCCUGCAUAAAUCUGAGUGGUAUGGGAGAUGCUUUUUCUCUUACAUCUGCUGUUCUUGUGGCAGGGGUUCCAUUAACUAUUGUUCCUGAGCCCACACAAGUACAAUGCCAUGAUAUAGAUAGGGAAGUUUCUCAGCUCAUAUCCGAGUUAGAUGAUGGAAUGUCUUCUGCCAUAACUGCAGUCCAAGCUUACUCUUUGGCUUUGCAAAGAAUCCUACCCCUAAAUUACCUUUCAACCAGUGCAGUGCAUGGCUGGGCACAAGUUCUACAACUUUCUGUAAAUGCACUUUCCACUGAGAUCCUCUCUCUUGUCCGAAGACAAGCUUCAGACCUCAUGGUGAACGUACGUGGGGAUAAUGUUGAUUCUGUCAAACGCAAGCAUGGUGAUCUGUGUCUUAUGGUUGAGAAGUAUGCAGUACAGAUACAGAAAGUUGAAGAAGAGUGUGCUGGGCUAGUCAACUCUAUUGGCUCAGAGACUGAAUUAAAAGCCAAGGAUCGUGUUCACUCUGCUUUUAUGAGAUAUAUGCAGUCUGCUGGUCUUGUUAGGAAAGAAGAUGCUAUUUCUUCCAUUCAAUCAGGACAAUCUAAAUAUGCGGGGACAAGGGAUGCAAGAUUGCAAGGGGAGCUGGAAGAGAAGAAGGAUAAGGUGUUGUCUGUUCUGAAUAUAGCUGUUAGUUCUCUGUAUAAUGAGGUUAAGAGUAGGAUACAAGACAUGUUUAGUGAUUCCACUAAAGGAGGAAGUGCAAACAAUAGAUUGCAGUAUGAUUUUGGAACUAUUUUCUGUGGGUUCGAAGCUCAAGUUGAGAAAUGUGUUCUGUUGGCAGAGUUUCUUAGUGAACUACAACAAUUGAUUGGUAGAGAGAUACCUAGCAUUGAUACAGACAAAGAUCAUUCAAACCAUCCUUCUGAACAGAAUUGGGCUUCCAUUUUUAAAACUUGUUUACUUUCCUGUAAGAGUUUACUCGGGCAAAUGACCGAAGUUGUUCUACCAGAUGUUAUAAGAUCUGCCGUUUCAUUCAAUUCAGAAGUUAUGGAUGCAUUCGGAUUGAUCUCACAAAUUAGAGGUUCUAAUGACAUGGCACUGGAGCAGCUUCUUGAGGUUGAAAUGGAGAGGGUGUCUUUGGUUGAACUGGAACAGAACUACUUCAUUAAGGUUGGCAUCAUUACCGAGCAGCAGUUGGCUCUUGAAGAAGCAGCUGUGAAAGGCAGGGAUCAUCUCUCUUGGGAGGAGGCAGAGGAGCUUGCCUCCCAGGAAGAAGCUUGUAGGGCACAGCUGGACCAACUCCAUCAAGCUUGGAAUCAGAGGGAUGUCCGUACUUCUUCACUCAUAAAAAGAGAAGCUGACAUAAAAAAUGCCUUGGUUUCUUCAGAACGCCAUUUCCAGUCACUAAUUUCUGCUGACGAGGAGAGGGAGCAGCAUAAUGUUAGAAGCAAAAUGCUAUUAUCCACACUAGUUAAGCCCUUCUCUGAAUUGGAAUCUAUGGAUAAAUCGUUGUCUUUAUUUGGUGUUUCUAUUACUUCUCACUUGAAUUACAUUCCUGAUUUAGUGGAUUUGAUGAGAUCUGGAAACCCAAUAUCUGAAUAUAUCUGGAAGUUUGGGGGCUUGUUGGAUACCCAUUCUCUUUUCAUUUGGAAAAUAGUCCUUGUGGAUUCUUUUCUUGAUUCAUGCAUACAUGACGUAGCUUCAUCUGUAGAUCAAAAUUUAGGAUUCGACCAACUCCUCAAUAUUGUAAAGAAAAAGCUAGAGGUCCAACUUCAAGAGCAUAUUGGUCAGUACCUGAAGGAAAGAGUUUCUCCUGCUUUUGUGGGUUUGUUAGAUAGAGAAAAUGAGCAUCUGAAGCAACUAACAGAGGCAAUAAAGGAUGUUGCUCUUGAUCAAGUGAAAAAAGAUGUCGGGGCUGUGAAAAAGGUUCAACUUAUGCUUGAGGAAUACUGCAAUGCUCAUGAAACAGCUAGAGCAGCAAGGUCAGCAGCUUCCCUUAUGAAAAGGCAGGUGAAUGAACUCAGGGAGUCUCUUCGGAAGACUAGCCUAGAGAUUGUUCAGAUGGAAUGGAUGCAUGAUACCUUGACACCCAUCCAUAGUACCAGGGUCAUAUUCCAGAAAUUCCUUGCUAGUGAUGAUAACUCAUAUCCAAUUAUUUUAAGCCUACGCAGAGCUAAAUUGCUGGAGAAUAUACAAUCUGCUGUGUCAAAGAUAGCUAGAUCAAUGGAGUGCCUGCAGGCUUGUGACCGAACUUCUAUUACAGCAGAAGGGCAGCUUGAGAGAGCAAUGGGGUGGGCUUGUGGUGGCCCAAAUGCUAGUGCAACUGGAAAUGCUUCGACCAAGAGUUCUGGAAUUCCUCCUGAAUUCCAUGACCAUUUGAUGAGGCGACGGAAAUUGCUGUGGGAAACUAAAGAAAAGGCAUCAGAUAUUAUGAAAAUUUGCAUGUCAAUAUUAGAUUUUGAAAUAUCGAGAGAUGGUAUUUUCCGGUUUCCAGGAGAGAUUCAUCCUUAUAGGACUGGUGGUGAUGGCAGGACUUGGCAGCAAGCUUACAUGAAUGCGUUAACAAGAUUGGAUGUUACCUAUCAUUCUUUUACACGUACUGAACAAGAAUGGAAACUUGCACAGAGCACCAUGGAAGCUGCUUCCAAUGGCUUAUAUUCUGCUACUAAUGAACUCUGCAUUGCCUCUCUCAAAGCAAAGUCAGCUUCAGGUGACUUGCAAAGCACUGUUCUUGCCAUGGGGGAUUGUGCAUGUGAAGCUAGUAUUGCAUUAUCUGCAUUCUGUCGUGUUUCAAGGAGCCAUACUGCUUUGACUUCUGAAUGUGGUUCCAUGCUUGAAGAGGUCCUGGCGAUAACAGAAGACCUACAUGAUGUUUACAAUCUGGGAAAGGAGGCUGCUGCAGUGCACUUCUCUCUUAUGGAAGAUCUUUCAAAGGCAAAUGUAAUCCUUCUUCCACUUGAAGCAGUGUUGUCUAAAGAUGUAGCUGCGAUAACUGAUGCUAUGGCUAGGGAAAGGGAAACCAGUACAGAGAUAUCUCCCAUUCAUGGGCAAGCCAUAUACCAGUCUUAUUGUUUAAGAAUUAGAGAGGCUUGUCAGACCUUUAAGCCCAUGGUACCAUCACUUACGAUGUCUGUGAAGGGACUCUAUUCCAUGUUAACCAGGCUUGCACGAACUGCUAGUCUACAUGCCGGCAAUCUUCAUAAAGCCCUUGAAGGACUAGGAGAAAGCCAGGAAGUAAAAUCACAGGAAAUUGAUGCGUCAAGGGAAGAUCUUGCUGUUGAUGCUACUGAAUUUACUGACAAGGAGGGAGGAAACCUCUCCAUAUCUGACAGUGGAAGCACCGAAAAAUUUAUUGGUGGAACUGGACUUUCUUUGCAAGAUAAAGGAUGGAUAUCUCCACCAGAUAGCAUCUGCAGUAGCAUCUCUGAAUAUGGCAUUAGCCCAGCUGAAGAAAAUGUUCCAGAUUGCUUAAAUGACCUGUCACAAGAGAUUGGACGGCUUUCGCAUGGGUCUAGUGCCACAGGUUCUGUCAAGUCGACAAUGAAUGAGCCAAUUGAAUAUCUGGAAGUUGUGACAGCACCAAGCAAUGAAUCUGUAACUGCCCCUGCUGACAGUUUGCACUCUGUGAAUAAGGACUCAGAUGAGAAGUUUGGGGGUAAUGAUGAGAUAUUUUCAUUGAACAAAGCUAAGAUUGAAGAUGAAGAUCGUGAAGCUCCUCUUCCUAAUACACAUGGUAGUCGAGUAAGCAGGGGUAAAAAUACUUAUGCAAUGUCGGUUUUGAGGCGAAUUGAGAUGAAACUAGAUGGCCGAGACAUUGGUGACAACAGAAAUAUUAGUGUUGCAGAGCAAGUGGAUUAUCUACUAAAGCAAGCCACGAGCAUAGAUAAUCUUUGCAACAUGUACGAAGGUUGGACACCAUGGAUUUGAAAUUGUGAAGUCUGUGUGCUUUAGAUUCAAGCUACGGUCUCAAAUUACGUUUUGCAAGAUACCGUUUCAGGCAUGUCGGGUACUACUUCAUUCACUUGUUAUUCUAAAAGACAUACUUGGGUCUGUAAUAUUUGCCUGUCUACAAGGAAGCCAUUGCACCUAUUGCCUUAGCAUGCCCCAUAUUUGGCUUCACAAUCUCUGCUUGCCAUUGAAUUAUUGCCAGAGCUUGCCCCAUGAUGUUUACUCACAGAAUGGGCCAUGAGCAUCUCAGAACCAUGAGCAUCUUCAGUGAGAUAAUUUGGCAUAAAUUACAAAGAGCUGCUUUGGAUGGCUCUAUCCAAUGUUUGGCCCAUGCUUCCCUUCAAGGGGUCAGCAGUUGUUUCAGGCAGAAGAUAUACUCCGAGCCCUUCCAAGACAGAUCUCAUCUUAGCAUGAAAGUACCUUACCAGAUUGGCUCAUAUCACAUGUAACACAGACCGUGCCUCUGCUCUGCAAGGGAUUGCUCCGCCAGCUUGCAUUAAAAGCCUUUAUGUUGAUAUGAUAAGUUUGCAUGCCUGCUGCCCACAGAGCAACACCAUUUGAGGUGUUUGAAACCUAUUUUGUUGAUAGCCGAAGAAGAGAAUACUGUGAUCAAUGUGCUUUUCAAGACGAUUACUAGUUCUGCGCACCAUUCUACCAUGGUAAUUGCAUCCGCACAAGUUUUUGGUAAAUAUCCAUAAUAUUAUUUGCUAAGGCAGCCGAUAUCGGUCUUGUAAUUAUUCAAUAAUAGGCCAAGUAAUUCCAAAUGGCCAUGUCGGACGCUGUUUUUUUCUUUCUUUCUUUCUUUUACUUCACAUUUUCUGAAAUUAAAGAUAAUUCCAGAUUACCCCCAUCA
Corylus avellana is the source of this 12309-nucleotide messenger RNA. RefSeq lists its product as uncharacterized. The record is from RefSeq and is a predicted model, not a curated record. Gene Ontology annotation, biological process: nuclear-transcribed mRNA catabolic process, nonsense-mediated decay; phosphorylation. Gene Ontology annotation, molecular function: protein binding; protein serine/threonine kinase activity. Gene Ontology annotation, cellular component: nucleus. Lineage: Eukaryota; Viridiplantae; Streptophyta; Magnoliopsida; Fagales; Betulaceae.